UUGACUUUGGUCUGGCCGCCUGGCCUGGCUACAUCCAACCAAAGCCACAACUCUUCUUUGCGGCGCCUGCCUGCGGUGCGGGAGUACGGGUUGCGUUGGUUUAUUUCUGCUCUGGCGGGAUGCUGUUGCUGCUGUAGGAAAUCAGUCCGAAAAUAGAUGACGCGUCGAUGCCGUCCGCUGAUAUACACUCUAAUGAGAGACGAACGGACGCAACAACAUUUCAAGAAAUGACCCUUGUAAGUGCCCGCUAUGAAAUGUGAUAUUCCGUGCGAUCAAUAUGCCUGCUCUGCAACCACUAACAAUGUGAAAGAAUUCCUGCUGCCACUUUCACAGUGCGUUAUGCAACGGAAGUUUGUCGUGACCUGUUAUGCGUAUUUACGCCGGCUGGUUGUCCCCGGAGGUGACUGCUCGUUUUCCGUGUCGCAUUGACAUUGCUUUCCUUUCCCUCACCAGAGUAUGAAUGAUAAUGUCUUAUAAUGAACUGGAACAAGGAUACCUGGGACUGACGAGCCAGCCUCAUUUCUACAUCGGAGAAUCGUGCGGCUUCAUCAACAGAAACGAGUUUGAAAAGGACACAGAACAUGUGGAUUCUGAUGAUGAGGGCCACUGUGAGGGCAAGCAAGUGGUUGUGGGCAUCUGCUCCAUGGCAAAGAAGUCCCAGUCUAAACCAAUGAAGGAAAUUCUUACAAGACUUGAUGAGUUUGAGUAUAUCAAAACAGUGGUGUUUCAAGAGGAUGUGAUCUUGAAUGAAAGCAUUGACAACUGGCCAUUAUGUGACUGCCUGGUGUCCUUUCAUUCGAAGGGCUUUCCUCUUGACAAGGCCAUUGCAUAUGCAGAACUCAGAAAUCCUUUCAUCAUCAAUGACUUGUACAUGCAGUACGAUAUUCAAGAUAGGAGGAAGGUGUAUAGUAUCUUAGAAAAUGCUGGUAUUGAGCUUCCCAGGUAUGCAGUACUUGAUAGGGAGUCUCCUGAUGAGAAAGGACGUGAACUAAUAGAAGGAGAGGAUCAUGUGGAGGUAAAUGGAGUCAUCUUCAACAAGCCAUUUGUAGAGAAACCCAUCUCAGCUGAGGAUCACAACAUAUACAUAUACUAUCCCACAAGUGCAGGAGGUGGUAGCCAGAGACUCUUCCGAAAGAUUGGAAGCCGAAGUAGCGUGUACUCGCCAGAGAGCAGAGUGCGAAAACAUGGAUCUUUUAUUUAUGAAGAAUUCAUGCCUACAGAUGGUACUGAUGUGAAAGUAUACACUGUAGGCCCAGACUAUGCACAUGCAGAAGCAAGAAAAUCUCCUGCUCUUGAUGGCAAGGUAGAAAGGGACAAAGAGGGCAAAGAAGUGCGCUACCCUGUCAUUUUGACCAACACUGAAAAGUUGAUAGCACGCAAAGUUUGCUUGGCAUUCAAGCAAACUGUGUGUGGCUUUGACCUGCUGAGGGCAAACGGGAAAUCCUAUGUCUGUGAUGUGAACGGAUUCAGUUUCGUGAAGAAUUCAAUGAAGUACUAUGACGAUUGUGCCAAAAUACUUGGCAAUAUGAUCCUCAGGGAGCUCGCGCCACAAAUGCAUAUACCAUGGUCUAUGCCAUUCCAGCUGGAUGACCCACCCAUUGUGCCAACAACAUUUGGCAAAAUGAUGGAACUGAGGUGUGUUAUCGCAGUCAUACGUCAUGGGGAUCGUACACCGAAACAAAAAAUGAAAAUGGAAGUAAAACACCCAAAGUUUUUUGAAUUAUUUGAACACUAUGGAGGCUUCAAAGAUGGUCACAUCAAGCUAAAGAAACCUAAACAAUUGCAAGAAAUCCUGGACAUUUCUCGUUUUCUCUUGAGCGAGAUUGAACACAAGUCAGAUCCUGAAGUGGAAGAAAACAAAGCAAAACUUGAGCAGUUGAAGUCCGUCUUAGAAAUGUAUGGCCAUUUUUCUGGUAUCAACCGAAAAGUGCAACUUAAAUAUCAACCCAAGGGAAGGCCACGCCAUUCCAGCAGUGAUGAAGACUAUCCCCGUGAACCAUCUCUCGUGCUCAUUUUGAAAUGGGGCGGUGAACUGACCCCCGCUGGAAGGGUACAGGCAGAAGAAUUGGGACGUGUCUUCCGAUGUAUGUACCCUGGUGGACAAGAUGACAACAGACAGUGGAACAAGGGUGUGUUUCCAGACUCAAGGAUAUGUUGCCUGUCUCAAGAUCACACCAGCUCACUUGCAUCAUCCUACUAUGCUCAUAGUGAAUACGCUGGUACUCGAGGCUUGGGGUUGCUACGCCUGCACAGCACUUUCCGUCACGAUCUGAAGAUCUAUGCAUCGGAUGAAGGUCGUGUACAAAUGACAGCAGCUGCCUUCGCAAAGGGACUCUUGGCACUGGAAGGAGAACUGACACCCAUACUGGUUCAGAUGGUGAAAUCUGCAAACACAAAUGGUUUAUUGGAUAAUGACUGUGACUCAAGCAAGUACCAGAAUAUCAAUUACAGGGUGAAGCAACGUCUGCAUGAAGCAUUCCAGGUGGACCGCAACUUCACAGAAGAAGACUAUGAGAAGCUGAAUCCAACACAUGCAAGGUCCAUUCAGAAUGCUUUGCAGUUCAUCACAAACCCAGUACAAACAUGUCAACAUGUGUAUGAAAUCAUACAGGAACUGAUAAAACUGAUAAAAUGUCGAGCGGAUGAAAGCAAGGCUCAAGGCCACCUAUACCAUGGUGAGACGUGGGAAUUGAUGCUGCGGCGCUGGGCUAAGCUUGAGAAGGACUUUAAGUUAAAGAAUGGCAAGUUUGAUAUCAGUAAAAUUCCUGAUGUCUAUGAUUGCAUUAAGUAUGACCUCCAGCACAAUCAGCACACCCUACAGUCCCCUCAUGCUGAAGAGCUUUACUUGUAUGCCAAGGCUCUGGCAGAUGUUGUCAUCCCCCAGGAAUAUGGCUUGACAUUACAAGAAAAGCUUACCAUUGGAUUGGGUAUCUGCACACCACUUCUAAAGAAAAUCAGAGCUGAUUUACAUCGAAAUAUUGAUCCAGCUGCUGAUGAAACUGAAAGUGUAAAUCGGCUCAAUCCACAGUAUUCUCAUGGAGUGUCGUCGCCUGGUCGACAUGUGAGAACUCGCCUAUAUUUUACUAGCGAGAGUCAUAUUCACUCCCUGCUGACUGUGCUGCGCUAUGGAGGCCUUCUUGAUGAGGCAAAGGAUGAACAGUGGCACAGGGCUAUGGAAUAUGUAAAUGCAGUGACAGAGCUCAACUACAUGACUCAGAUUGUUAUCAUGCUGUAUGAAGAUCCAACAAAGGACCAGUUCUCAGAAGAACGAUUUCAUGUGGAACUUCACUUCAGCCCUGGUGUUGUAUGUUGUGUCCAGAAGAACCUGCCCCCUGGCCCUGGAUUCCGUCCACAAAGUCGCAGUGGCCCGGUCAAAACUGAUGCAAACACACUAGGAGCAGCUUGUCCUGAUACAAUGGAGAAGCCAAGCUGCAUUCAGGAAGAAGAAGAUGAGCUCACAAUUGAAGAUGAAUCAAAGUUUGAAGAAGUUUGGUCCGACAAUGAGUCUCCUACUGUCCUGGAAAAUGUGGAAGUUAAAAGCACACCUGCAGCAGCUUCAGGGAAGGAGCAAUCUAAGGCUACCCUUUCUGCACUGACUUCAACACAGCCUAUCACUAUUGAUAAGAUAGCUCAGGGGACAACAAUAGAUGGAUGUGAAGAUGAAUGCCUAAAGCCUUACCCCAUUGUAAGAUGUAAUUCUGACAGUCAGCGUCCCAGGAGCCUGGAUAGUGAUGGUGCUGAAUUGAAGACAAAAGAGAAAGAUGGCAUUCACAGACAUCGUCAUUCUGUCCCAGGGCAAUUGAGUUCCUAUCUGAGGAUUUGCAGUAUUGCUGAUCUUCCAAAGGUGUUUGGUUCAUCUGGCAGCUUGUUUAGCACAGCCGUGAUCAGUGGUUCGUCAAGUGCCCCAGACCUAAAAAACCUAUUACCUGCUGCUGUGGCAGAUGGCAUAGUGACUGUUCCAUCAAUCCGACCCUUGGAAACACUGCACAAUGCACUAUCCCUGCACCAGUUGGACCAGUUCCUGGGAAAGGUUACUAGUACAACAUACAGGCUGCUCUUGAGCUCUGUUCCCAAGGUUCCAGCAUCAGGGUCAAUAGCCAUCAGCAGCCAGUCUUCUGCCCUUCCCGUAGCAUCGCCAUCCAAUAGUAUGGUAUGGAGUGGUCCACCAUCUUUUGUGUCGAGCAGCGGCCCAUCUACUCCAACAUCUUCAACCCUAGACAUUUGGACGAGGCUUCGGCAAAUGGCAGAGAAUGAGUCCGGUGCUGCUGAUUCAUCUGGAACUACUAGUCGUAACAGCUAUAGCACACCUCCUUCUCCCCACGACCCUCGAUAUUACAAUAAUAGCCUUUAAUGCCCAUGACAUUAAAAUCUUUCCAGGAAAUUCCAGUCAUGAUAAUAUGAAUGUAUAUACAUAUAUGUAAAAUUACUUUUUUCUUUCUUCCUUUUUGUUUUAUGGCAGGGUUGUACAUUUAUGCAUACUAAUUGCAAAUUAUAUAUAACGAGAUAGUAGUCUCGUUUAAAGCAGAGCACAUUAUCUCCUUUUGUUAAUGUGAAGUUUGUAAUAAAUCACUGAUAGCAAUGUCACCAAUUUCA
Ornithodoros turicata is the source of this 4593-nucleotide messenger RNA. Its product is annotated as inositol hexakisphosphate and diphosphoinositol-pentakisphosphate kinase-like. Lineage: Eukaryota; Metazoa; Arthropoda; Arachnida; Ixodida; Argasidae. Gene Ontology annotation, biological process: inositol phosphate biosynthetic process; inositol metabolic process. The transcript is spliced from 31 exons. The record is from RefSeq and is a predicted model, not a curated record. Gene Ontology annotation, cellular component: cytosol. Bases 461 to 4351 code for a protein of 1296 amino acids. Gene Ontology annotation, molecular function: 5-diphosphoinositol pentakisphosphate 1-kinase activity; inositol hexakisphosphate kinase activity; diphosphoinositol pentakisphosphate kinase activity.